AUGUUCAGUAGCCUUCGAGGCCAGCCCGAAAGCUACGAGAAGAAAGCUAAAUACAGAUUUGGGCGAACGCUAGGUGCGGGCACAUACGGUAUCGUGCGCGAAGCAGACAGUCCCAACGGCAAAGUUGCUAUCAAGAUCAUCCUCAAGAAAAAUGUCAAGGGAAACGAGAAGAUGGUUUGGGACGAGCUGGAUAUGCUCCAACGUCUAAAACAUCCUCAUAUUGUUCGCUUCGUGGAUUGGUUCGAGUCUAGGGACAAGUGGUAUAUUGUCACUGAACUCGCCACUGGAGGUGAACUCUUCGAUCGCAUUUGCGAACAAGGAAAAUUCACAGAGAAAGAUGCUUCCCAGACCAUUAAGCAAGUUCUCGGAGCUGUCGAUUACCUCCACAAUAGAAAUGUGGUUCAUCGAGAUCUCAAACCAGAGAACCUCCUGUACCUAAGCAAAGAACCCAGUUCCGACCUAGUCUUAGCAGAUUUCGGAAUUGCGAAGAUGCUCGAUACCAAAGACGAGGUUCUUACCACAAUGGCGGGCUCCUUCGGUUAUGCGGCACCAGAGGUUAUGCUGAAAAAGGGUCACGGCAAGCCUGUGGAUAUGUGGUCUUUGGGCGUCAUCACAUAUACCCUCCUCUGCGGUUACUCUCCUUUCCGCUCGGAGAACCUACAGGACUUGAUCGAUGAAUGCAGUAACGGGAAGGUAGUUUUCCACGAGCGAUACUGGAGGGACGUCAGUGAUGAUGCGAAAGAUUUCAUCAUGCUUCUUCUACAGCCUGACCCAGAUGAUAGGUGGACUAGCCAGCAAGCUUUAAAACACCCCUGGCUCAGCGGCGAGAACGCCACAGACCACAACUUGCUGCCAGAAAUCAAGGCAUACAUUGCCAAGGCACGUCUACGCCGUGGCAUCGAGCUCGUCAAACUGGCCAACCGUAUCGAAGCGCUCAAGAUUCAAGAAGACGACCCAGAGAACCCCGACUUCACCGACAGCACCGUGGCCGCGUCCAGCCAGUCCCGAUCGAGCACCGCAUCAUCGAAAGGCGAGCCGAGCACCGGCAAGGGCAAACUCACGCGCGCAAUGAAGGGUGCCAUCUUCCGCGAGGUAGUCUUAGCCAAGGUGCGCGAGAUGAAGGAGCAAGAGCAGACGCUGAAGGUGAAGGAAGAAGUGGAAAAGGAGGCGAAGCGGAAGAGCUUCCAAAAUUAA
This is a messenger RNA of Annulohypoxylon maeteangense, 1194 nucleotides long. RefSeq names its product calcium/calmodulin-dependent protein kinase 1. NCBI's taxonomy places the organism in Eukaryota, Fungi, Ascomycota, Sordariomycetes, Xylariales, Hypoxylaceae. Gene Ontology annotation, molecular function: ATP binding; calcium/calmodulin-dependent protein kinase activity. Bases 1 to 1194 code for a protein of 397 amino acids. Gene Ontology annotation, biological process: protein phosphorylation; cellular response to oxidative stress. The transcript is spliced from 4 exons. The record is from RefSeq and is a predicted model, not a curated record.